GCGGAAGAAUAGUACGAGGAAAAGGAAAGCAGACAACAAAAUAUUUGUUGGUCAAUAAUAAUGCUUGUGUGAGAUCUAGAUCUAAUUGGAUUACUUGUGUACCAUGCCAUUAUAUUACAAGAGCUUUAUAUUUAAUGAACAGUUUGAUUAAUAGUUUUAAAUUAAACUUAACCAGUCAUCAUCAUGGGGUUUGGUAAGGACAUGAAAGGAAAGCAGUCCCAUGAUGCCAUACUUCGAAUUCAAGAGGCUGAAAUACGAAUGCUGGAGACUGUGCAGCAGUUCAUCACUCACCGGGUGGAUAAUGACAAAAAGUAUAUCGCAGGUCUGGGUAAGAUGCUUCACACUGCCAUGAGGUCCUCGGCUGAUAAUACAGAAUUUAAAGAGUGCUGUAGUGUUUUCAAGGCUUGGGAUGUCAUACUGAAGGAGACUGAGAAUCUGAUGAAGGCUAUACGUGUCAACACUGAUCACUUGUCCACAAACACUCUGGACGUAUUAUCACUUCUAAUCAAUGACAAGAAACAGGCUCGGAGAAAGUACAUGGAGGAACGCCAUAGGUUGGAGAAUAACUUUAACAGAGUUCAGGGAACAUUAGAAAAAAAUAGGUCAGAGUAUUCCAAGUGUGUGGACAGAAUGGUGACAGACAGGAAUAAGUUUCUGGAGCAGCGUUCAAAAAGUAAUAAAGUGAGAACAAAGCUAGAUGAGUCGAAGGCCAGGUUCUUUCGGUCUACUGUUCAACUCCACAAACUCCACAAUGACUACAUCCUGUCGAUUCGUGCGGCACAGGAGCACCAAACCAUGUAUUUAGACUCUGCCCUUCCUGCUGUGCUAGACUGUCAUCAAGAUUGCCAGGAGACAUUAGUACACAAAACAAAAUUUGUUCUUGAGGAUUACUUACGACACACUGACACGUGUAGCAAAGACUACCAGUCUGUUGUAGCCAGUAUAGGAAGCGCCAUCCAUGCCAUAAGACCAGGAGAGGAGUAUUCUGGCACUUUCAUAGAGCUGAACAAAUCUCCUGCAGCACCUCCUACAGAGUUUGUGUUUGACUCCAGACUGCUAGAUAAUUACCAAGGCUCUUUAAAACCCAAUGUGAUAGAAAUCAAUGACCUAACUGUGGAGUCUUUACAUCAAAGUAUGUCUAAGUUGAUUGAAGAGAUUGAUGAAACAAAAGCUCAGUUGUCUAGGAUCAAUACUGAUCAGCAACAGGAAGCUAUGGAUGUACACAAGCUGGCAGCCAGGUUAACAGAAAACCCAAUAUUAGACAAUGUAGUCAACUAUAUAGAGAAAAGGGCGCAGUCAGAAAACCACACCAGAGAAAUUUUAGAGCUGGAAGGAAACAAGAGGAAACUGGAGAAUCUGGUGGAAGUUAUAAAACAACCUUUAGACCAGCUGGGAAACAAUCCUCCUCCCCCAGCCUCAGAUGUACAGGAUGUAGGAGAAAUAUCCAAUCAGGACAACAUGUCAUUGAACAGUGGUGUGUCAGCCUCGCCCUCAACAUCGACAUUUGGGCAACAGAGAGCAGCUAUCAAAGGUGCCCUGUCCAAGAUAAUGCCCAAGAAGAAGAGCCACAGUCACUCUGGUGGUGGAGACGACGAUGACAACAGCAGUACAAUCAGUGAGGAUGGUGACAAUAAGGCAGAGGUCAGAAAGAAAAACCACAAUAGCUAUGAGAGAUCUGAACAAUUUCUGAAGCCUAGCAAUGGACCAGAUUCUAGGAUGUCUAUGGUUAAAAUGAGAGAGGAAGGGCUUUUAGUGGAUCUGGAUGCGACUGAGGCCAAGGGACGAAUGGCUGAUGAGGAGUGGUUCCAUGGUGUCCUGCCCCGAGAGGAAGUCCAGAGAUUGCUGGUUAAUGACGGUGACUUUCUGGUCAGGGAGUCUAAGAACAAAAAAACUAAUGAGACUCAAUUUGUGCUGAGCGUGUUUUGGAGUGGACAUCGUCAUUUUAUCAUCCAGUAUGGGCCGGACAAAGGUUGGCAUUUUGAAGGCCACGCCUACCCAACCAUCAGAGAGCUUGUUUUACGUCAGCAUGAAUCUCAAGCUCCUGUUACAACCAAGUCUGGUGCCAUCCUGAAGAAGCCAAUCCUUCGGGAGUGGGAGCUUUUGAAUGACGACAUCGAGCUAAAGAUGAAAAUUGGCACUGGAAACUUUGGGGAAGUGUACAAGGGAAUCUACAAGAAGACAAUGGAGGUGGCUGUGAAGACCUGCAAGGACACUCUGACAGAAGAUCAGAAGAUCAAGUUCCUCCAGGAGGGAAGGAUCUUGAAGCAAUACAAGCAUCCCAAUAUAGUCCGCUACAUUGGCAUUGCCGCCCAGAAGCAGCCAGUCAUGAUAGUCAUGGAGUUCAUUCCAAAGGGAGCCUUGCUCCAGUUCCUAAAGUCUCAGGGAUCUCAGCAGAGUGCCAAACAGUUAGUACAAAUGUGUGUGGAUGCAUCCAGUGGGAUGGAGUACCUGGAAGGUAGAAACUGUAUACACAGAGACUUGGCCGCCAGGAACUGUUUAGUAGGUGAGAACAAUAUCAUUAAGAUCUCAGACUUUGGCAUGUCCAGGGAGGAGGCUGAGUACACAGUAUCUACUGGCAUGAAACAGAUACCUGUCAAGUGGACAGCACCAGAAGCUUUAAAUUUUGGCAAAUAUACAUCCCUUUGUGAUGUUUGGAGUUUUGGUGUCCUGAUGUGGGAGAUCUUCUCCCAUGGGAAAUCUCCAUAUUCAGGGAUGUCCAAUGCUAGAGCUAGGGAGUGGAUUGAAGAAGGAAAUCGACUUGAAUCCCCAUCUGGCACACCUGACAGAGUCUAUGAUCUGAUGCUAAAAUGUUGGUCCUACAAUGAUGAGGAAAGACCUCACUUUAAAGAGAUACAUCGCAGCCUGAUAGAUAUCGUAAGAAAAUUGUGAUGACCUCCCCUCUUCUAAGUCACCAAUUCCUUAAGCUAGGCUGCUGGCCAGCGAGUCAUUGUUGUAGAACUUUUCUAGUAACAUCUGUGUUACUUGAGAUGAAAUAACAUCGACUGACUCAACGCAGCAGUGAGGACUUGAAAGCUGCCUACAUCAUAGCAAUGAAAGAAAAAAAAAGCUGUAAUGUGUUUAUAUUUUAUUUCAUGAAAGUUUCCAUUCAAAAAAAUCUGGUCAAAAAGAAAGUAGUAAUAAAGAAUAGAAAGACUUUUAUGCCAAGUGGACUUGGAAUUCAAAUAGAAACAGAUUUUGUGUUUCUGCAACAUGGAACUUUUAAAAAAUACUAAGUCUAUUAACAUUCGAUCACAGCUUAAUAAGGGUUAUCACUACGAAAGUACUAUGUCUGCAUUUGAUCACAGCAGAAUGAAGAUGAAAGUGCAUGUCUAUUAAAUUUUGAUCACAUCUAAAUGAAGAUAGUCUUAUCGUUGCACUAACUUUUGUAUUCAAUAAUUUACCACUUUUAUUUCUGUAAGUAAACUUAUAAGUGUCAGAACUAAACUGCUUUAUAGGUCAAGGUUGAGGAGCUAGUGUAGCUUAUGUUUAUGUAUUUAGUUCCAGAAUAAACAAAAUUAAUAUUAGUUCUUUAAGAUCUUGUCUUCUAGUCUGAAGAUUUUACACCUCUAUAGCUAUUGCAUGGCUAACAAAGAAAUGGCUUUCCUGUGUAGCUUAUAAAAUGCUUCUGUGACGCAUCUUAAAAGGAUGCUCCAAUAGUAGCUGCCAUGUAUCUUCCUCCUUACCAGAUGUAAGGGAUCUGGAUUGUUUCUUGAAGCAUCCCUUUACUUUUAUAAUGCUAGAGCUCUUUAGCUAGUGCAGCUAGCUUUAUGUCUAACCUUGUUUUAUGCUUUUGUGAUACAAAUGCAAGCUUGUUGUUGGUAGUAUUAUUUCAUUUUAUUUUCAUUGAAAUAUGCAAUGGUAGAACUUGCUAGGUGCUGUCCAGUUCAUUACCCUGAAAGCAGAAUAACUGUAAAAUCAGACACUCAUUCUAGACUCUGAUUCAAUCCCAGGGUAUGAUUCAACGCUGGCACUCAUUAUUCACCUCUAUAUGAAUGCAACUGGGGCUAAUAAGGCAAUUACAAAUAACUGAGUGUUCAAACUGAUGUUGCAUUUCUUUAAAACAAAAAACAAAAAAAAAACAUUUGUUAGAUUGCUUGAAAAGUUUACAGAGAAGAGCUGUUUGCAUGUGGCUUUUCUUGUCUGUUGAUGUUCAAAUUUGAAAGAAAUUGAAUAACUGAAGAGCAGCCUACUUUAGCAUACAUUCUUUCAUUGAAACACUGCAAUCCAUAGUUAUGCUAGUUAUUUUUGCAAAGCUUAUAUCAACUCACUCUUAUCUGUCUGGUAAAAAAGUGUGUACAAGUUAUUUCUCCCAUCCCAUUAUCGGAUCAAAUGAAACUUUGCACAAUUAUUCAUUGGCAUAGAACAAGACAUGAAUCAAUAAUUUUUUUACCAGUUACCAGUUAGUUAAUUAAUUAGUGGAAAAUUCAUUAUUUUGUUUGAUACCAUCAAGGGAAACCUAUCCUUCAGUAUUCACAGAUAUGGCUAAAUUUGUUGGGCUUAGUCCCCUUAAAUAAUUAACACUAUUUCUCCCUCACACAUUCUCUAAUCAAGUUAAUACUAUACACAAUUAUUUAUUGUACCUAACAAAACAUGAAUCAAUAAAAAAAAAAAAAAUUAGUCAAUUAAUUAUUGGUAAUGAAUUAUUUUGUUUGAUAUAACUAGUACAUUAUUGAUAGAUAUAGUUUUAAGGGUGGAGUUUUUUACCCAUUGGCUAAGCUUUUUUUAAAAUGAAUUUUGCUUGUUAGCAUUGUACUCCCUUCUUAUUCUGACCCAUACUCCAUACAAGCUACAGAUGACACCACUUAUUGCCUUAAACUUGAUUGUGAACAUAAUGCUAUAUAUUUAUACAGUGCAUAUUUUUGCUAACAUCAUUUUUGACUCACACAGGAGGCACCAUGGCUGAGUGGUAAAGCGCUUGGCUUCUAAAGCGGGUUCCUGGUUUUGAAUCCUGGUGAAGGCUAAGGUUUUUUUUAAUUUCGGGAUCUUUUAUGUGCCUCUAAGGGGUACCAGACAUAAGUUGGGGAAAAGUAAAGGUGGUUGGUCGUUGUGUUGGCCAAAUGACACUCAUUAGCUGUGGGUUACAGAAACAGAUGACCUUUACAUCAUCUGUCCUUUGGAUCAUAAGGUCUGAAAGGGAACUUAUUUUUUUUUACCUGAACUCUGUGUUUUGAUGUAGAAGGUGUGCAGCCUUAGCACUAUCUGUUUUACUAUUCAGAUUGGUGUUACACAUCCUUGAGAACAACUGUGAAAAACCUUAGGGGACAAAUGUGUCAGUUUGUUAGAUGUCAAAAUUUCAUUGUAGAUUUCUGGUCUGUGUGUUACUUUUUUUUUUAAUAAUGCUUACUUUGUGAGUUGGCAGACUGUGUGAAUUGUAGUACAGGGCUGGCCUUAGGCAUAGUCAAACUAGGCAGUUGCCUAGAGCCUCCAAUUGGUGGGAGUCUUGCACAGGAAGAAAUAGCUGAACUUGUCCUCAAUGUUAUUGCUAGAGUACACUAGGUUUUUUAUAAUUAUGUAAAUUUAAUUAUUGUGCUGUUUUUUAUUUUUCCUUUUAUUUUAUUUGGGGCCUCCGAUUAUCCAAGGCCGGCCUUGUGUAGUAUAAAAAGGUUUAACAUGCUAUUUGUGAAAGUUUUUUUUUCUAUGAUAAACAUCUCUGGUCAUUGUUUGGUUUGUCUGCCCUUUCUCAUCACAAUGUGCCCUUGUAGCCAAGCCUUGCACUUUGAACUCUCUGUGAAUCUUUGUUAACUUUGAUCAACAGAAAAUCUUGUUUUUUUAGAUUUCUUUCAGACGCAAAAACAUUUUCUUAUGUAACUUUUGUAAAUAGAAAGAAGCCACAUUUUGUGUCAAAGAAAUGUUAUAUUUAUGUAAGACAUCCACUCAUGCUGUAUAGAAGAUGAACAAAUCACGUUUAUAAAUAUACAUUUAUUGUCUGUGUAUAUAAAGAGACUGUAUGCUAAAUAUAAUAUACAUAUAUACAUAUAUAUAAAUUUUGAAGUCAUGUUUUAUAUAUGCAGUAAUGCCUGAUAAGAAACGAAGUAUUUUUUUAGUUUUUUGUUGUUGUUUUAUUUUGUAUAAAUGUACAGUCAAGCCUCAGUAUACUGAACCUCAUAGAAACCACAUUGUUGACUUCAUAAUUUGAAUCACAUUACUUCACACUUAUUGAUAAGGUGAAAACAACAAACAUACAAGUUUCAGUUAUUGAAAUGUGACUGUACAGGCCUUUGUACAAAUGUUAUCUAAAGAAAUGGCUGCUGAUACUAUUGAAUGUCUUGAUCUCUAAAUAUUUUACACAUUUCUCGUCUGUCCAGCAAGAUUUUGACCUAAUCCUUUAACAUGCCCUCAUUGUCAAUUAGUUAGGACUACAUUUGUAUGCUACUUCAUUAUUACAUUGGCAUCAUUGUUGUUGAGGGGAGCUUUAAUUUCAUGUUUAUUUGAGGCAGUCAUGAAAAUAAAUGUGUUUAUUUUAUUUGCAUGCAAUUAUUUCUUAAUACUAGUUUUUAAAGAAACUUAACUUUUCUAGUAAUAAUUGACCUCAGAAAAUAUAUUAUUUGAUUUUUUUUUUUUUUUGAUUUUUUUUUGUCUAAAUAAUCAUUAUUCUGUAAUCUUUUUUUUUUUUACUCUCUGCUUACACAUUUUGUUUUUAUUUAAGCAAUGUACACCUUGAGAGACCUUUUUGUUUUCCUUGUAAAUUACGCCACUAAAGAGGCCAAUCCUAGAGUCACAUGUACUUUCACAGUUUAUACAUUUCAAAGCACUCUAGGGGCUGCAAUGUUCUCAGCUUUUUCCUGCUCCUGGUUUAUGUCCUCAUCUGCAACCAGAACCCUCUUUUAUGCUUGCCCUACAAGUGGGCCUCUCCUAAACCUUUUUCUCCCAGCUUUCGAUAUUGGUUUUUAAAUGCAAGCAGCUGUCAUCCAGUAGGUUUCCUUACAGUAUGUUCUGUGGGUGUGAUCAAUGGUGCUUAACUCUUUUAUCUCCGUAAUUAUUUUUCCACCUUUCGACAGAAUUCUUCAUUUUGCUCAUUACUAGUUCACUCCCCUGUUAUGAUUAAGCUUCAGUAACUUUUUCAUUUGUAAUCAGAAAACGUUUUAUUUUGGUAUAGAAUUUAAGGGAAAUGCAUGCUCUUUUUAUAUAAGAAAUGUACAGUUUAUAAAAUCCAACAUUUAUUUACUUUAAUGAGGUCAAAUAAAUUAGGAGAGAAAGAGUUAAGCAAGACCAUUGGUUAUGGAAGGCCCCAACGCUGACCUGCAAUGUCGCAACCUGUGGGCAGUGGAGACCAAUAACUUGUUGCAUUGUCACAGGUCGCCACUGCAAACAGGUAGCUAUGUUGCAAGUCAGUUUUGAGGAUUGAUCUCAAACAUGUCCAACCCAGCCAAGACGAGUUCUUCUCUUUUUCUUUGAUAUUAUUAGUAAGUCAAGUGAAAAGAAUUUAACUUUGUGAGGGUAGCUGUAUCUUAAAAACUCAGUAUUUCUGCCAUUUCAAGUUUAUAAAACUUUUUGUGAGAAUUAUGUGAUUGCAGGACCAGUUGAAUUGUUAAUGAAAGAAUGUCAUAGAAUGGGAUGCAUGCUUCAUAAAUCACUUCUUCUACUCUGAAUCUCAUACACUCUUGAAGAAAGAAUUAGGCAAUAAAUGAUUUAUGAGUUGUUUUAUUUAGAUUUGAAUUCUUUGUUGACACAUAGACAUGACAUUAAUUUGCAAUAAUUUUAGUAAUUGCUUCUGUUUAUUUUUCUUGAAAUUUGAAAUCACUACCGCCUGGAUAAUGUAUUAAGGGUCAUAAUAUCCAACUUGAAUUUUCAAUUUUGUUUAAUUUUUUUUUUUUAAUCUGAGAUGUCAUAAUACAUUCAAUUUAAGAACAAUAUACAUUGUCAUUCUGCCUCUGUUGCCAAAGUCGAUAUAAGAUUUUAAAUCUUGGGCUUUAGUUUUAUGGAUAUAGGAUAUCAAUCUUGGGUUUAGUCUCUCUCUCUAUAUAUAAAUUCUGUGUUUUAGUUACAUCUAGUUGUCUUUGUACAAAGCUUGUGUCAACUCACUCUGUCCGUCUGUCUGUCUGGUAAAAAGUUUGAACAUGUUUUUUCUCCCAUUUGCCUUUCUCUGAUCAAGUUAAAACUUUGCACAAUUAUUCAUUGAGCCCGACAAGACAUGAAUCAAUCAAAAAAUUAAACAAUUAGUUUAUUAAUUUUUGGUGAUUAAUUAUUUUGAAAUUAGGGGAAUAGAUGCUACUUAAUGAGAGAUGUAGAUAUAUAUUAUAUAUGGAUUUUUGAGUUUCCUUAUAACAUUUUUCUCCCUACUUCCGAUUCUCAGAUCAAGUUAAAAUUUUGCAUAAUUAUUCAUAGUUGAUAACAGUACACAAAUCAGUCUAAAAAUUAAAAAAUUAUUUAAUCAUUUAGUACUAAUUAAUUAAUUUUGUUUUAUAUAGCAGAAAGAGAGAUAAAGCCUUUAAUUUUAGAUAAAUAGCAGAGGUUAGCGGUUCUUUCCCUUAGAUAACCUUUGUCUUUCAAAGGUAUUCUUUUUUCUAUUGCUUGUUAUGUAUCUGUAAGUGGGCAUUUCUGUGAGUAUUUUAUAAAAAAUUUGGUUUCAAAUGAGACUUAGUUGUUUUUUUUUGUGGAUGAUUACAUGUCUUCUUCUGUCGCUAGUGACAUUAGAUGUGCUCUUGACAGACACUCUUGUCAUAAAAAUGUUCUCCUUUUCUUUAAUAAGUUGGUGUUACUGUUACCAGAGUGCACAGUUUGAUACCAAGUUGGACUUUCUUCUCGGACAAUCACUUCCAAAAGCCAAUGAAUGUACAAUGAUAUCUGAUCCUGCAUUUCAAAGACAUCUCUGUAGCUUAUCUUUGUAGUCAUUGCCCAAAUCUAGGAUGUUGAUUUUAUUUAAUGUAAAAUUAUCUCAUGGUAAAAUAUGUUUACAGCUAAGUGGAAAUGAAACAUUUUGGAGGCAUGUUUUUUGUUUUUGUUUGUUUUUUUUGACUAAGAUGGAAAGAACAAUUCAGUCAAGUUUUCAUUUUUAAAGUAAUAGAGAGGGGGAAAGGGUGAAUUUCACUGACCCUCAAAAUGUAAUUCGAAACUUACUGAAAUGAAUGGUGCACACUUUUCUAUUACCAGCUAACACAUGUUUCAUCAGCAAGGAGCAGACGUCUCUGACUGUGUGUGCUUUACUGUAGUCCUUAAGUACUUUGUUUUUUGUUAUUGUUUUUUUUUUAAGCAAUUAUAAAAUUACACAUUUCAGUUGUGUAUUCUUUGUGUAUUUUAAUGAGUAAAAAGCUGUUUUGUUUGGUUUGAGUAUCUCUGGUUCUUAAUUGCUCAAAACUGCUGGGUUAUCUCCCAUGCCUCCAAGUAUUGCAAAUCAUAAACCACACAAUCAUUAACAUUGGUAAAUUAUCACAGAUGUCCUGAGAGAUUGUGUCAGGGCAAAACCACCUUACCAAGGAUUAGAAAAGGAUUUUCUUUUAGGUGUAUGAAAGCUGUAUAAAAAACUAUUUUCUUAGCUAUUAUUCUGUCAUGUAAAAGGUUUAAAAGUCAGUUGAAAUUGAUCCUUAGUAGUGAGAUAUUCAUUUGCAAUAUUCGUUAUAUCUAUAUUUACACUGCCAAGACAUAGUGCACAUUUUAUAUUUGCCACAGCUAGAUAGGAACAAAAAAACAACAACCUGCAAGAGUUACUUUUAUUGAUUUGCAAGUUGUUUUAACAACACAGUGUAAUUAAGAGCUAGGUUUAGUUUUUCUGUUAGCUAAUUUCUUAUAUACAUUUCUUUGUUGUUGUUGUUUUUUUUUUAAUAUAUUUUUGCAGUCUUGUUUUAAAGUCUAUUUUGAUAAUAUUUAUAAUCUAUAAAUAUUUUUUUUCAUAGUGGUCAGUCAUGCAAUGAAUAUUAGAUUGAUGGAUUUACUAAUAUAAACAUGUUUAUGAAAUAAGGAGAUGCUUAUUGUGUAUAAUCUACAAGGGCAAUAUAUCUUACAGUACUAUUAUUAUUUUGUGGGUUUUUGGUUCUGAUUCAAUGUACAUUUUGCUCGUUACUCCCAUGGGCACCUGUUUUCCAAAAUUGUUAUUUAUUUUAUUGUGAUGCUGUCAUUGUUUCACCUGAGUUGCCUUGCUUGUGGUUUGAAAAGUUUUUCUCUUUGUUUGUUUUAUAGGCAUAUAUAUAUAUAUAUAUAAAUUCACUUUAAUUUUUUUUUAAGUUAAUAAAACAUUUUUAAAUUCUU
Molecule: messenger RNA, 10182 nt
Organism: Biomphalaria glabrata
Lineage: Eukaryota; Metazoa; Mollusca; Gastropoda; Planorbidae
Product: tyrosine-protein kinase Fer-like
Exons: 18
Coding region: 184-2889 (901 amino acids)
Biological process (GO): peptidyl-tyrosine phosphorylation
Molecular function (GO): non-membrane spanning protein tyrosine kinase activity; ATP binding
Source: RefSeq, a predicted model, not a curated record